Gossypium arboreum is the source of this 1035-nucleotide messenger RNA. Its product is annotated as protein NLP6-like. The coding region runs from base 1 to 1035 and encodes 344 amino acids. The transcript is spliced from 3 exons. The record is from RefSeq and is a predicted model, not a curated record. Lineage: Eukaryota; Viridiplantae; Streptophyta; Magnoliopsida; Malvales; Malvaceae. Gene Ontology annotation, molecular function: DNA-binding transcription factor activity; DNA binding.
AUGUUGGAAGAAGUAUGUUUUAGAUAUGAGCUUCCAGUGGCUUUAACAUGGGCUUGUGAGGCUACUACAGAUAAAAUUAUGUUGGAUGGCAAGAAACAUACUCUAUUCAUGGAAAGGACUUCUUGUUAUGCAAGUAAUGAGGGGUCUCAAUGUUUCAUGGAAGCAUGUGCAAAACAUCAUAUUCAAGAAGGGCAAGCCAUUGCUGGGAAAGCAUUCCAAUCAAGUGCUAACUUUCAUUUCAAACCAAGUAUUACAAAGCUUAUGAAAAGUGACUAUCCACUGUUUAAUGCUGCACAGUUGUUUGGUAGCCAUGCUGUUGUUGCUAUCUGUCUACAAAAUCACUACAUCAUUGGUGAUGUUUAUGUAGUAGAAUUUUAUUGGCCUGAAAUUGAAAGUGAGAAAUCAGAAUCUUUAGCACUUGAUAUCUUCAGUGACUUGAAAAAUAUGAAGAAAAAGUUUGUAACUAUACGAGUUGGAGGUAAUGAAGUUGGAUUCGAGAGAGAAGCCAUUUCAACCACUCUGCAGGGGACAAUGCAUAUGAGAAAUGCGCAACCAGCUUCAUCCACCAAUGAUUUACUAAGCUCAAACACAACAUGGUCUUUGAAUGCAGUUCAACAAUGUGAUGUUCAUGAAAUGGAAAGACAUGGGCUUGUUGAGCAGGUAGAAUCAGCUCCCUUUAGCACACCCAAUCCCAUGAGUUAUGGAGGAGUACUACAAACCCAAGGGCCUCAUAAACAGGAAAUUGGUGAUAAGGAUUUCAUUUCUCAGACUGUAUCCAUUGGUGACUAUGAGAUUGUGAAAGCAUACAUGGAGACCUGUAAAGUCCCACGAACCAAACGGAGAAAGUACUCGUCUAAAGUUUGGCUGGAUUUCGAUAAGUUUGAAGUGAAUGGAAAACAAGUAGCCAAAUGUAAACAUUGCAAUAAGGAUUUUACAGGGUCAAGCAAGAGUGGAACCACACACUUGAAAAACCAUUUGGAAAGAUGCCAAAGUAAGAAAAUAAAAAAAUCAGGAAAGGCAGUUAAGCACAUCUGA